CUCAGCUAGGCUCCAGGUGACCAGCAGAAACACAAAGAAACCGAAGGAAAAACCGAACUCCGUUAACAAAUCCAGCAGUUGGAGGAUGUUGCGCUUUUCUGCCAGUAAUAUAAACAGUUACUUAGAAACACGAAGUAAAUGUUAAUAGGGAAUCCAUAUCCGGUGCUGGUCGGUGUUUACGUGAGGCGACAUCGUGCUGAGAGGACAAUAUUGACCGAGAAACGGUCGAGUUAACUCCGACAGACUCUCAGCGGGUCGCGGGUCGGUGCCGUCUGUCGUCAUCACCAGAAGAAGUUUGGAUUAAAAGAGAAAACAGCGAAGAUGUCUCAACCUGCUAAUGCUGAUGCUAAUGCUAACGUGGAUGAGAAGGUUCUGCAGUAUGAGCACUUCAUCAACGAAGUUCUGAAGAGAGACUUACAGAAGGUGUUGGAGCACAGAGACUUGGUGUAUGAGAAGAUCUCCCAGUACCUGCAGCUGAAGAACACCAUCCUGAGCCUGCAGGAGGCGGGCUCUCACAAGCUGAAGGCAGAUGUUGAUCUUGGCUGUAACUUCUACGUCCAGGCUGAAGUUGAGGACUCGUCCAGGAUCUUCGUGGCGGUCGGUUAUGGUUUCUUUGUGGAGAUGACUCACGAUGAAGCUCUGAGAUUCAUUGACAAGAAGACGAGUCAGCUCACAACCUUCACGGAGCAGCUCACCAAAGACUCGGCUGAGAUUAAAGCCAACAUCCGCAUGGUGCUGGAGGGUCUGCGGGAGCUGCAGGGACUGUCAGACCUGCCAGAGAGAAGAAGAAGAGAAGUCUUCUAGACUUUUCCACAUGCUGGAUGAUCAGUGGACACUUCAGAUUGGGACGGGCAUUUAAAUCCUCGACCUCUUUGACGUGACUGAGAUGUGACGAGGCUCUGAGGACGAAGAAUGUCGCUCCGUUCAGACGAACGUCUCGGGAAUAUAAAAUUCUUUUCAACUCCAGGAUCAUCAGCAGGGCAAAGACUGAAGCGUGCUCAGGGUGGCGCCACCGAGCUGAAGACACAGCAGGAGGUGAAUUAGAGUCUAAAAUGUGACUGUAGUCUCCUCCUCAUCCUCCUCAUCCUCCUCCUCCUGAAACAUGCUAUUAAUUUCCCUUAGUAUCAAAGUAAUCUGUUACAUUCACAAAUCCUCACAAACAUGAUCCACUAACUCUGUGACUACAAGGAAACGGAUAUAGAGUCAUAUCAGGUGUAAAGAGAGCAGCAGCACCUGAAGGUUAGCCUAGCUCAGCACAAAGACUGGACGCAGGUUUGUACCUGUAACCUUUCAAAAUAGUGUCACCAGGAGUGACUGGUGGUUUUUGAUUCACCUGUUCUGAUGAAUUAAAAAAUCUUUCUGUCUGACUUUUGCCAAACCUAACAAUAAGAAAUAAAAAAAUCUGUGUCCAGCCAAAUCGGUCCUGUGUUGGUCGGAGCAGCUCAGAGAGGAUCCUUCAGGAUACAGUCACCUGUCAGAGCAGCCACACCUGCUGCGUCUGUCUGUCUGUCUGGUUGUUGUCUUGUAGUCUCACUGUGAGUAAAGGAUUGAGUGCUGUGAUGUUCUGUAAGCAAAUGAUCAAGAUUUCAUUAAAAAAUCAGUUGAAUCUGU
Molecule: messenger RNA, 1611 nt
Organism: Acanthopagrus latus (yellowfin seabream)
Lineage: Eukaryota; Metazoa; Chordata; Actinopteri; Spariformes; Sparidae
Gene: uxt
Product: ubiquitously-expressed, prefoldin-like chaperone
Exons: 7
Coding region: 322-804 (160 amino acids)
Biological process (GO): negative regulation of transcription by RNA polymerase II
Molecular function (GO): transcription corepressor activity
Source: RefSeq, a predicted model, not a curated record